AACAGGAAUUCGAUUAAAUGAGUCGCAAUUAAACUACACCCCCUUCUUUAAACUCAUUUUAGGAGUAAUUGAUAUCUUCUCCAAAGUGAACUACUGGAAUAUUACCUGUUUCAACAAAUGAUAUACAAGUUGUGGGAACUAAAGAGACUCAAAGUACAUACAGUACCCAGCAACACAAACUACCAAUUCAGCAACAGGUGAAUGGGCACCAACCCCUCCCCCCCAGACAUCAGCGUCAGCUAGAGCAGAGGAAGAGGCAUUAAGGAGAAUAGGGGGGUCAUUUACUGUAGAAAUGGAGCAAGGACCAUGUACAGUAGAGAGAUGGAUGAAAUGGGAGUAGACAUGAGUGUGAGAGGUCUAGAUAAACUAGUUGGGUAGGUAUUUAUAUAUAAGAGGAAGAGGUGUAUUGACAGACACAGUUCACAUACUCAUAUCAGCUGAGACCCAUUCGCUUAUAGACAGAGAGAGACAGAGAGGGAUGGAGUGUGGAGAGAGUAUCCUGUGUGGGUCUGGGGAGCUGGAUCUGGACCCUGAUAUUGUGAGUGAAGAGGCCGGGAAACUGUACUCAGAACUACAGACAGUGAUAGAGACCCAUGGCGUAGGGGUUGUGGAGUCCCUGGUGCCCAUUCUUGUAUGGGUCCUGGAGGGCCUGGCCAGCUGCAGAGCCCAGCUCAGAGAGAGGGAGGAGGAGGCCGAGAGAGAGAAAGGAGAGCGAGAUGAGCUGUUGGAGAGAUACCAGAGUGAGAAACUACUGAGGAGAGAGAGCCAGGAGCGGUAUCUGGAAUUGGAUGACCAAAUUGAGCAGGAGCGGAGGACGAUGAGGGGAAGAGAGAAGGAGAGAGAGAGGAGGGAAAAAGAACUGGAGAAAAAGGCCAGAGAGCAGGCUGACCAAUUGGUGGCCUUGGAGGAGCAGAGGGCUGGACUGGGCAGAGAGUUGAACACACUGAAGCACACUCACAACAAGUUGGUGGUCAGUUAUAAGGAUCUGCUGGAGAGGAAAAGGGAUAUAGAGGGAUCUCCACUAAGUAACCAUGUGCGCUCCAAGAAUUCACAAUCUACCCAGGGCCAGUCAGAAUCCUGUGUUAGCGGGCAGGAGCUAACUGAUCAAAGGCCAGAAACACCUCCUGAUUCUGUCCUGUUGGAAGAACCGGUAAUCAAGGACGAUAGGGUGAUUGACAUUGUCGUAAUGCCAGACAGAGAUGCGUCCUUCAUCAAUGACAUCAUAAGCUCCACCCCUGAGCUGGUGAAGUUUCAUGGCCUUAUGAAGGCCAGCACCCCGGUCCGAGCAGAUGCCAAAGAGACAAUUGGAGACGAGACCAAGACCAGCAUGGAGGAAGAAAUUAAGAAAGAGGAAGGAGGAGCGAAGCAGGAGAAGGAAGAAGAGGAGGAGGAAGAUAUGCAUAGUCUGGAAUGGGAGCUGAGGAACACAGAGUCUGUGUUCUCAGAGCUGUCAGAGCUGAGUCAGGAAUACAUAGAGAGUGUGGACCAGGGGGCCAGUGUCAGAGGCAGCACCGACCAGUUUGAGGAGAUUCUUUCUCAGUAUGAGGAACUGAAACACACCCAUGAGUUAGUGAACGCGGCCCGGAAAGCACUGAUCUCUCGUGUGGAGGAGCUGACCAAUGAGAGGUCAGCUCUUAAAGUGGAGGUGACUUCCUGCCAGGAGACUGUCACCCGAUUGGAGGGAAGGAUGAAGGAAAUGGAGGAGGAAACCAAGAGACUUCGGAAAGAACUGGAAUCAAAUAAAUCAGAUGAUUCCUCCCUGACCAUAUCGCUGCGUCGGUUCUCUCGUUCGGAGAUGUCCCGUGUUGUCAUGGAGAAGAACCAGUAUAAGGAGCGUUUGUUUGAGCUGCAGGAGGCUGUGAGACGCAGUCAGGCCAUUCGGGCCACCCAAGAAGAGAGGAUCACAGAGAGAGAGAGGACUAGUGUGUGGAGAAGAUUCAACCGUUUGUUUGGCCUGAACAAGAACCCCUUGGUUCCGUCCGCUGCUCUAGCGCUGACCCUGCCGACGUCCCCGUCCCUCACUCACUCACCAAUGGGGUCUCCACGGCAACUGGCUGUCAGUACAACUCAGACAGAUGGUGCCUCCCCUGCUGCAGCCCUGUCUCCGCGGGUCAGGAGGAGGGAGCUGUACAGAGAAAUCCGCUCUCAUGUCUGGGGAACCCUGGGAAAACGCCAGGUUCAUGGCUGGAGCAUGCCGCUGUCACACACACAGGAUUCCUCCGAUCCGACCCCUGAGCCCAAAGAUGUGCCUGUCCUAGUGCAGCUCAGACUGCUGGACCAGAGAGAUUCUACAGCCAAGCUAAACUGUGCUGUUGCUGUCACACCUGAGAUCUCAGGCGAGACAACGUGUGCAGUGUGGGUGGUCUCUGGUCCCGCCUCCAGUAGUGAUGUCACAGUGAUCAACCCUGCACGGUCCAAUACAGUGCUGGAUCAGUUCAGCCUCCCGCCCACCUCGCCCGCUCUAUGCAUCUGUGCUGUGCCCCCUACUGGUGAGACCUCAGGAACUGUGUGGAUUGGAACUCAGGAAGGAAGUGUGUUGGUCCACUCCGCGUCCACAGCCAGGAGGCGCUGUCUGCAGUCUAUCUCUCUGUCUGAGGGUGUGCACUCUCUCACGUAUUCACUUGGUCAAGUCAUUGCUGGAUUAGCCAAUGGGACGCUUGCAUUCUUCUCGCACAACCCAGGUGGAUGGGAUCUCCAAUCACAUGAGGUUUUGCCUCUGGGAUCGUCUCCACUGCAGCCCAUUCGCUGUUGCCUAGCAAAGGGGGCGGGCUUAUGGGUAGGAUACUGGAAUCGGGUUCAUGUGGUCGAUGUCGAGAAUAGAAAAGUGGAGCAAACUUUAACCGUCUCGGAGCGCAGUGAGCAGCAGGUGCGUUUCCUGUGUGCGGCAGGAAGUGGUGUGUGGACGUCCUGCCGGCUCGACCCUACACUCAGGCUUUUUGAUUGGUCCACUGGCCGGCCCCUGCAGGAUGUGGAUCUGACCCCUCUGGUCACCAAAACACUGGGCCCUGCCUUCUUGUCUCUCUCUCCGCUGCAGAUCUCGUCCCUCAUCGUCAUCUCUGGCCGGCUGUGGGUGGGAACAGGAAGUGGCGCCAUCUUCUCCAUCCCUGUGUCUCUCAGUUCAGAGUCUGCCUCUAUACCAUACUGCUCUUUGGCGGCAGCACAACUGUGUUACCAUGGACACCGCCAGGCUGUCAAGUUCAUCAUUGCUGCACCUGGCUGUGUGACCAGCUCCUCUACAAUAGGAGGCGGUGCUGUGACUCUAGUCUCUACCUCUCAGCUCAUCCUCAGUGGAGGAGAGGGCUACAUUAACUUCCGCAUCGGUGAUGACGCGAAUGACGGCGCGCCCGAAGCUGCCCCGCUGCGAUCAGACCGCAGUCACAUGAUCAUCUGGCAGAGCCCCACCCCCUCCCUGCCCAGCUCCGCCCUUUGACCACACCCACAUCCAGUCUAGAAUGAGACAAGGAAGGAUUAGACAGAGAUGUCAUACAAGAGACCAGGAAGUACAAAUGGGAGCCAUGUUUUAAUGGGCUUCAUUCACUAGGAGUUCCAUUUGGAUUUUUGUUCUAGAAUCUUGGGAUUAAAUUAAGACAUCACAGCUUAAUCCUUCUUGUCUCACUCUGUUAUUCAGUUGCUACCCUCAUCCCCUUGACUAAACCUUUCACCUGGUUAACCCAGUCUCCUCUAUGUGUGCCUUAAUAUGAUUUGACAAUCGUUGCUGUGAGAUUGGUCAUUGUACAAUGUUUUGUGUUUUUUGUGAAACAUGUUUCCUCAUUAUGGUAAUCAUAUAUGGGCGGCAGGUAGCCUAGCGGUUAAGAUCGUUGGGCCAGUAACACAAAGAUUGCUGGUUCGAAAACCCGAGCCGACUAGGUCAAAAAUCGGUCUGUGCACGCACAUGAGCAAGGCACUUAACCCUAAUUGCUCCUGUAAAUCGCUCUGGAUAAGAGCGUCUGCUAAAUGACUCAAAUGUAAAUAUCAUCAUCACUGUAGCAAAGUAUUUUACAGUAAGAGUCUCUGACUUUUGGUUGGUCAGUUAAGAAUGGUUUGGGUUUGUUUUUACCACAAAACAUGCACACUCAGAUUCAUAUCAUCAUUCCAUGACGUUGGAUCAAACUUGUUUACAUUGAUACUGAGAUGUAGUGUUGAAGCUGCUGGGUUCCUAAUAACUAUUGUUGCAUAAGACCUGGCCUUCAGUUCCCAUUGCAUGCUUGGUAAAUCUGCACUUUAUUAUCAUCUCUCUCUGUGUGUGUGUGUGUGUGUGUGUCAAAUCUUUUGAAAUUAUUGGCUAAUCGUCUUAAAGAUUCUAGGGAAAAAAAUGCUAGUAUUUCUCCCAGAGAAAUUAUCUUAUGUCUGCUCGUCAUGACUUUGUGAAACACAUAUGAUUUGUUAAUUUUUUUUGUUUUAAGUUUUCAUUUGCAGAGCGAUAAGGGAGUGGAAGUCUCAAAAGAUACUUAAAGUAUUUUAUGCAGUAUUUGAAAGUGUGUUUGUGUGUGUGAAUCAUGUCUGAAAAAUGUUAAUCAUAACUGGACUCUAUGCAAGAUAAUCUAUGUAUCUACUUAAAUCUAUGAAAAAUAAACUUUUGUAAAUACUUUCAUAAAAUAUCUGUUUUCAAGUCAAUAUAAUGUAAUACUUUACACCCCAAAUCUUCACAAAUGCCCUGUGGUAGGAUAUUUUAUAGUUUUAAUACAAUUGUAUCAUGUAAUACAAAAACCCUAUUACGAUUCAAAGAAAACCAUAACACAUGGAUUAUUAUGAAUAUAAAGACCAAUUCUGUACAGAUUCAAGCCUAAACAAACCAACCAAGUGAACUAUGAAUGGCCUCCAUGCUUGAUCGUUUAAAAUCCAGACAGUCUGUACAAUUUUGUUAUCUACCUGAGGUGUUUUAGCAAAGGU
Salvelinus namaycush (lake trout) is the source of this 4890-nucleotide messenger RNA. Its product is annotated as C-Jun-amino-terminal kinase-interacting protein 4. Bases 479 to 3430 code for a protein of 983 amino acids. Gene Ontology annotation, molecular function: MAP kinase scaffold activity; kinesin binding; JUN kinase binding. NCBI's taxonomy places the organism in Eukaryota, Metazoa, Chordata, Actinopteri, Salmoniformes, Salmonidae. The transcript has 29 exons. Gene Ontology annotation, cellular component: cytoplasm. The record is from RefSeq and is a predicted model, not a curated record. Gene Ontology annotation, biological process: vesicle-mediated transport.